CAAAAUAAAACUCCACCCGAACAAAACAUGAAUUUGGCUCUAAAUAGGAGUGUCCAGAAGGGCGGCUGUCAGGUUUUGGGCCUCAACAAGUACAGUAUACAGCAGUGGCUGAAGACCAUCGAUACGAUCAUUUACGAUGGCGAUGGUGUCCUGUGGAAGCACGACGAGGUACUUGACAAAGCACCGGAAACGUUCAACGCCCUUCGAGCCAUGGGAAAAGAGGCCUAUAUCUGCAGCAAUAACUCAGCGCUUUCGGUGGCGGGAAUCUGCAGGAAGGCCCAGGAAAUGGGUUUUUUGGUGGCCAAAAAUGAGAUACUAUCCUCGGGCCAGACCUUAGCUCGCUUUAUGAAGGAGAAGAAAUUCAAAAAGAAAGUGUAUGUGGUGGGGGGUCAGGGAAUCAUCGAUGAACUGAAACUGGUGGGCAUCGAAUCCCUGCCCUUGGAUCAUCCCUCGUUGCAGGGCUUCUCGAUGAUGGAACACGUCCCCACCAUCUUUUUGGAUCCCCAUGUAGGUGCUGUCGUAGUGGGAAAUGAUAAGGACUUCAAUAUGAUCAAGUUGACCAAGGCCUGUUGCUAUCUCAAGGAUCCCGAUGUGAUGUUUGUGGCCACGAAUCGCGAUAUGGCCAUUCCGGCGGCUCCUGGCCGAUUGGUUCCCCGAGCCGGAGUUAUGGUCUCAGCCAUUCAGGCGGCCAGUCAAAGGAUGCCCUUCACCUGCGGAAAGCCCAAUCCCUAUAUGUGCAUCGAUCUGAUGCGCCAGGGAGUUAUUCAACCGGAGAGGACCUUGAUCAUUGGAGAUACUCAACAUUCCCGAUUGGAAACACAAUAUUCUCUAGCUAUGUUCAAGCAAACCUGCUCCGACCUGACCAAGUUGCCGAAACAAAGGGUCCGCCAGUGGCUGUCGUCCAUCGAGUCCGUGAUUUGCGAUGCGGACGGGGUCCUGUGGCACUUUUCGAAGGACAUCGAGGGGGCGGUGGAUACCUUCAAUCAGUUGAAUGCCACCGGGCGAAAGACCUUCAUUGUGUCGAACAACUCGGAGAUUGCGAGGAUGGACAUGGUCAAAAAGGCUAAGGGAUUUGGCAUCCAGAUCGAGGAGGACUGUGUCUUGACCUCGUCCUACUCGUGUGCCUAUUUCCUGGCCGAAAAGAAGUUCCAAAAGAAGGCGUUUGUCAUGGGCGAGUACGGAAUCCACCAUGAGCUGGAGCAACUGGGCAUUUGCUCCUCCAAAGUGUCCGAGACACUGGAAAGGCCCAUCCACGAGUUUGUGGCCGAUCUGAAACUGGAUCCCGAUGUGGGGGCGGUGGUUGUGGGUCGGGACGAGGGCUUCAACAUGGCCAAGGUGGUGCGUGCCGGCACUUAUCUGCUGAACCCCAGCAUAAUAUUCCUGGGCACCUGCCUGGAUGCCGCCUAUCCCAUCGGCAAUAAUCGGGUGAUAGUGGGUGCCGCAGCCACCUUGGCGGCGGUGAAAGCCCUUACUGGGAGGAAGCCACUGGUGCUGGGGAAACCCAAUCCCUGGAUGGCAGCUCCACUCUUGCAAGCCGGCGUCAUCAAACCAGAGACCACGUUGAUGGUGGGCGACACACUCGAGACGGAUAUUCGGUUUGCGGCGAACUGUGAGUUCCAGUCCCUGAUGGUCGGCAGUGGCGUUAAUAGCCUGAAGGAGGUACAGAAGAUCAUCGAGGAGGGCGACCCAAAGAAGAUGGACCUGGUGCCCGAUACCUAUCUACCCAGUUUUGGCCACUUGCUGGAGUUCCUCUGCUAGACCGCAUACAAAUUGUAAAUUAUCAUUGGCAACGGUUUCUACAUAAAAUCAAUACCACCACUGCGGCCUGCCUUCAAUGUCAGCCGCAAAUCUGGGCCCUUUGUCGGGUUUCGGUCCCUUGUCAAAAGUCGAACACUUGCAGUCCCAACAGCAACAACACAAAUACGGAAAAAAUCCACGGCGGUGUUCGUCACUUCAUCGCCAUCGUCGUCGAGCAUGACCGACAGAUGCGGUGCGGCAUGCCACUCCUCGUCCCGCUGAGUCCCCUCUUUUUGGUAUGGGUGCACUGCAAAAAAAUGCAUUCCAAACAAGAAAUUAAACUUAUUUUACAUUUACGACUCU
Drosophila rhopaloa is the source of this 2100-nucleotide messenger RNA. RefSeq names its product glycerol-3-phosphate phosphatase. The transcript has 3 exons. Gene Ontology annotation, cellular component: cytoplasm. The record is from RefSeq and is a predicted model, not a curated record. Gene Ontology annotation, molecular function: phosphatase activity. NCBI's taxonomy places the organism in Eukaryota, Metazoa, Arthropoda, Insecta, Diptera, Drosophilidae. The coding region runs from base 28 to 1758 and encodes 576 amino acids.